AUGACCAGCAACCGAGCAAACUCGAUUGACCCUGCCUUCAAAAGCCGGGUCCAUCUCAUUCUGCACUACCCGGAGCUCAGCGAGUCCGCCAAGUGCAUUUUGUGGAAGCAGUUCGUCAUGCGCGCCGGCUGGCCCAGCAACCUCACGGACCAACAGUACGACGGUCUGGCGAAGCUCGGCAUGAACGGCAGGGAGAUCAAGAACGCGGUGAAGAUUGCAUUCCUCCUGGCCUCGAGAGAGGAGAAGCCGCUCGAGGUUCGCCAUGUCAAGACCGUGCUUGAUGCGACGCGCGAGGCGGGCGCGGAUAGAUGGUGGCCAGUUGGCAGGGAAGAUUUCCUUUGA
Pyricularia pennisetigena is the source of this 342-nucleotide messenger RNA. RefSeq lists its product as uncharacterized. The coding region runs from base 1 to 342 and encodes 113 amino acids. Lineage: Eukaryota; Fungi; Ascomycota; Sordariomycetes; Magnaporthales; Pyriculariaceae. The transcript has a single exon. The record is from RefSeq and is a predicted model, not a curated record.